CAAGUUCUUCUUCUCCUUCUCCAAUUCUCUCUCUCUCUCUUGCGUAAACAGUUUGUCCAUUUUUUUUUGGUCUGAACAGUUUGUCCUUAAAGCAACUGAUAAAAGGCAGUGUUUCUUUUUCUGUUAUUUAACUCAAACUUUUGGGUCCUCUGACUGUUAUAAACAGCCAAAAACCGUCUCUGAAACCUGCAGAGAAGAAUAAGAAGUCUCAAAGAUUCUGUUUCAAGCCUCCCCCACUUGGGUUUGCUGAAGAAGUACAUGAGGUGCUUAUUGAAUCUGUGGCUAAGUCCGAGUUGACCCCACUUGGGAAUUGCAGUGGGAAAGCAAUAAUUAUGAGGUCUUUGUCUUCCAACUCUCAACACUUAUUAUCUGUGUGAGGUGUUCUUGUGCUGUUCUCUACUCAAUUGGCUUGUCUUGGUGGGAGUCACCAAGGUUGAAGCUUUGGUUUUGGUUCUUUCAGCUUUUGGUGGGUGUCAAUUUAUUGAGCUCAGCAAGGGUUGUGUUGAGGGGUUUGAAUUCAUAGUUCAGCUGGGAAUGGUUUUCAAGUGAAGAUCAAAAUCUGAGGAUCUGGGAUUCAGUCAUUUCUGAAGUGAUUUCGUAUUGGUUCUUAUAAACGUGUUCAUAUUACUGGAUGUCAAUUUGAGGAGUGGGAGGAGAUAUCAGAGGAAUAGCUUUGUGGAAAUCUGCAUAGUGAAGAAUCAUUUGAAAUAGUCCAAUGGAUUUAGGAGGGGAGAUUGGUGAAGACAGUGAUACCAACAAAGGUAGUAUGUGGGUUUUGGAUCAGAAGCUUGACCAACCCAUGGAUGAGGAGGCUGGCAGGCUUAGAACUAUGUACAGGGAAAAAAAAUUCUCCUCGCUAUUGCUUCUACGGUUUGCAUUCCAAAGUCUUGGAGUGGUUUUUGGAGAUUUAGGCACUUCCCCCUUGUAUGUUUUCUACAAUACAUUUCCUCAUGGAAUUGCAGAUCCUGAGGAUGUGGUUGGAGCUCUUUCAUUGAUUAUAUACUCUCUUACUCUUAUCCCACUCAUCAAGUACGUAUUUGUUGUCUGUCGGGCGAAUGACAGCGGGCAAGGUGGAACAUUUGCUCUUUAUUCAUUGCUCUGUCGGCAUGCAAAAGUAAAAACUAUUCCCAAUCAGCACCGGACCGAUGAAGAGCUAACAACAUAUAGUCGUUCUACUUUUCAUGAACAAUCGUAUGCUGCAAAAACCAAGAAGUGGUUGGAGGGACAUGCAUCAAGGAAGAAUGCACUUCUUCUUCUGGUCCUUGUUGGCACUUGUAUGGUUAUUGGAGAUGGGAUUCUUACACCAGCUAUAUCAGUUCUAUCAGCUGCUGGGGGGAUCAAAGUAAACAGCCCUAAGAUGAAUAAUGAUUAUGUCAUACUUGUAGCCGUUGUGAUAUUAGUGGGUUUGUUCAGCAUGCAGCAUUAUGGGACAGAUAAAGUUGGUUGGCUCUUUGCUCCCAUUGUGCUGCUUUGGUUUCUCUUGAUCGGAGGUAUUGGCGUAUUCAACAUCUGGAAAUAUGACAGUAGUGUUUUGAGAGCUUUUUCACCUGUGUAUAUAUAUCGGUAUUUUAAAAGGAAUGGGAGAGAUGGUUGGACUUCCCUUGGAGGUAUUAUGCUUAGUAUAACAGGGACAGAAGCACUCUUUGCCGACCUUGCCCAUUUUCCAGUUUCAGCUGUACAGAUUGCUUUUACCACAGUCGUGUUUCCUUGCCUUCUUUUAGCCUAUUCUGGUCAAGCUGCCUUUCUUGUAGUACAUCAUGAUAACAAUGAAACUGUGACUCAAGCAUUUUAUCGUUCUAUUCCAGAUAGGAUAUAUUGGCCAGUCUUCGUUGUUGCGACUCUAGCUGCCAUAGUUGCAAGUCAAGCAACUAUAUCUGCAACUUUUUCAAUAAUUAAGCAGGCUCUUGCACUUGGCUGUUUUCCUAGGGUCAAAGUUGUACAUACAUCAAAGAAGUUCCUUGGCCAAAUAUAUAUUCCAGAUAUUAAUUGGAUCCUUAUGAUUCUUUGCAUUGCUGUGACUGCUGGAUUCAAAAAUCAAAGCCAAAUUGGAAAUGCUUAUGGGACGGCGGUUGUAGUGGUCAUGCUGGCAACCACUUUCCUUAUGACUCUAAUCAUGAUAUUGGUGUGGCGCUGCCAUUGGAUUCUUGUUGUGAUAUUCACUGGUUUGUCACUGGUUGUGGAGUGCACUUACUUUUCUGCUGUACUCUUCAAGGUUGAUCAAGGGGGAUGGGUUCCUCUUGUGAUUGCAGCUGCCUUUCUUCUCAUCAUGUAUGUAUGGCACUAUGGUUCAUUGAAACGUUAUGAGUUUGAAAUGCACAGCAAGGUUUCAAUGGCCUGGCUUCUUGGACUUGGCCCCAGUUUAGGACUGGUUCGGGUCCCUGGGGUAGGACUUGUGUAUACUGAGCUUGCAAGCGGGGUGCCCCAUAUCUUUUCCCACUUCAUCACCAACCUGCCUGCUAUCCAUUCUGUUGUUAUCUUUGUUUGUGUGAAGUAUCUUCCUGUAUAUACUGUCCCAGAAGAAGAAAGAUUCCUUGUAAAGCGGAUUGGCCCCAAGAAUUUCCACAUGUUCCGGUGUGUUGCAAGGUAUGGUUACAAAGACCUCCACAGAAAAGAUGAUGACUUUGAGAAAAAGCUGUUUGAUAAUCUUUUCAUGUUUGUCCGACUGGAAGCCAUGAUGGAAGGGUGUUCAGACUCAGAUGAGUACAGUGUAUAUGGCCAGCAAACCGAGAAGUCAAGGGAAAUCCUAUUAAACAAUAAUGGAAACACUUCUCCGUCGUUGGGGGACCUUACCAUGUCAACAGUGGAUGCCAUUGUGCCUGUUAGAUCUCCGGUGAAUAAUGCAAGCAAUACUGUCUCUUCUCAGAUGAGCAACCAGACUGAGAUGGAUGAGCUAGAAUUUAUGAAUAAUUGUAGAGACGCCGGCGUGGUGCAUAUACUUGGUAAUACGGUAGUAAGAGCAAGGAGGGAUUCCAGGUUCUACAAGAAGAUUGCUGUUGAUUAUAUAUAUGCAUUUCUUAGAAAAGUAUGCAGGGAGCACAGUGUGAUCUUCAAUGUCCCUCAUGAGAGUCUCUUGAAUGUUGGACAAAUUUUCUACGUGUAAGUUCUUUAUAUGAUUUUUUUGGUGCCAUCAUUAUCAAUAAAACUGAGAUCAUACCUGUAUCAAACUUGUAAAUGCCUCCCCCAUUUUGUUGGAUCUGUAAGAUAGUAGCACAUAUAUUAGGAUUACAAUCAGAAAGUUGAGAUUUGUACUCCUGGAUGGCUAUGUUUUGACCUCUAGCCUUGACGGGCGGAAUGUAAAUUCUGGUAUUCUAUAUGUCAACAAUUUUUUUUUUUUUUA
Molecule: messenger RNA, 3337 nt
Organism: Rosa chinensis
Lineage: Eukaryota; Viridiplantae; Streptophyta; Magnoliopsida; Rosales; Rosaceae
Product: potassium transporter 11
Exons: 10
Coding region: 716-3100 (794 amino acids)
Biological process (GO): potassium ion transmembrane transport
Cellular component (GO): membrane
Molecular function (GO): potassium ion transmembrane transporter activity
Source: RefSeq, a predicted model, not a curated record